Molecule: messenger RNA, 3127 nt
Organism: Acanthopagrus latus (yellowfin seabream)
Lineage: Eukaryota; Metazoa; Chordata; Actinopteri; Spariformes; Sparidae
Product: trichohyalin-like
Exons: 12
Coding region: 114-2528 (804 amino acids)
Biological process (GO): mRNA processing
Cellular component (GO): nucleus; cytoplasm
Molecular function (GO): RNA binding
Source: RefSeq, a predicted model, not a curated record
UGAAUGCUUUGGCCUGUGUUUUAGAAAAACCUUUAUUUUGAAAGGUCCAACCGGAAGCUCUCUCCUCACAUCCGGGAGUGUUGACGUUGAUGUUUAAUGGUUAACUUCGAGCCAUGACUGAACUCGAGAAGCAGUGGAUGGUGGGUGCUGACUGUCAGGCAGUGUGGGAGGAGGACGGGCAGCUGUAUCCGGCGAAGGUGGUGUCUCUGAAUGGAGGGCGCUGCAGAGUCAGGUUCCAUGGCCUCGGCGUGGAGGAGGAAGUGGAACUGAGCGCGCUCCAAAGUCCAGAUGCUGCUGUGCAACCACAGAGACAAAACUCUCAGCAGAACUGGAGAGCUGGUUCUCGGUGUCAGGCCAUUUCUUCAGGGAGAGGUCUGGUGUAUCCGGCCGUGGUUCUGUGGGUCAGAGGUCAGCGCUGCUGCGUUCGCUGCAACAACUGUAACUGUGAUGAGGAACUGGACGUCUGCAGCCUGCUGAGACGCCGCAAAGCCCGUCGGGCCAAGCGCGCCAGCAGACGGAGGCCGACCGUCAUCAUCAACUCUGACUUGAAGAGGAAGAGGAGGAGGAGGAAGGAGAACCAGGAGGAAGGAGGAGCAGAGAGGAAGGAGGAGAACCAGGAGGAAGGAGGAGCAGAGAGGAGGGAGGAGAACCAGGAGGAAGGAGGAGCAGAGAGGAGGGAGGGGCAGCGCUGCUCUUCAUAUGAGCAGAACUGGAGAGCUGGUUCUCGGUGUCAGGCCAUUUCUUCAGAGAGAGGUCUGGUGUAUCCGGGCGUGGUUCUGUGGGUCAGAGGUCAGCGCUGCUGCGUUCGCUGUGACAGCUGUGACUGUGAAGUGGAACUGGACGUCUGCAGCCUGGUGAGACGCCGCAAAGCCCGUCGGGCCAAGCGCGCCAGCAGACGGAGGCCGACCGUCAUCAGCAACUCUGACUUGAAGAGGAAGAGGAGGAGGAGGAAGGAGAACCAGGAGGAAGGAGGAGCAGAGAGGAGGGAGGAGAACCAGGAGGAGCAGAGAGGAGGGAGGAGAACCAGGAGGAAGGAGGAGCAGAGAGGAGGGAGGAGAACCAGGAGAGAGGAGAACCAGGAGGAAGGAGGAGCAGAGAGGAGGGAGGAGAACCAGGAGGAAGCAAGAGCAGAGAGGAGGGAGGGGCAGCGCUGCUCUUCAUAUCAGCAGAACUGGAGAGCUGGUUCUCGGUGUCAGGCCAUUUCUUCAGGGAGAGGUCUGGUGUAUCCGGGCGUGGUUCUGUGGGUCAGAGGUCAACGCUGCUGCGUUCGCUGCGACAGCUGUGACUGUGAAGUGGAACUGGACGUCUGCAGCCUGGUGAGACGCCGCAAAGCCCGUCGGGCCAAGCGCGCCAGCAGACGGAGGCCGACCGUCAUCAGCAACUCUGACUUGAAGAGGAAGAGGAGGAGGAGGAAGGAGAACCAGGAGGAAGGAGGAGCAGAGAGGAGGGAGGAGAACCAGGAGGAAGGAGGAGCAGAGAGGAGGGAGGAGAACCAGGAGGAAGCAGGAGCAGAGAGGAGGAAGGAGAACCAGGAGGAAGGAGGAGCAGAGAGGAGGGAGGAGAACCAGGAGGAAGGAGGAGCAGAGAGGAGGGAGGGGCAGCGCUGCUCUUCAUAUGAGCAGAACUGGAGAGCUGGUUCUCGGUGUCAGGCCAUUUCUUCAGGGAGAGGUCUGGUGUAUCCGGGCGUGGUUCUGUGGGUCAGAGGUCAGCGCUGCUGCGUUCGCUGUGACAGCUGUGACUGUGAAGUGGAACUGGACGUCUGCAGCCUGGUGAGACGCCGCAAAGCCCGUCGGGCCAAGCGCGCCAGCAGACGGAGGCCGACCGUCAUCAGCAACUCUGACUUGAAGAGGAAGAGGAGGGGGAGGAAGGAGAACCAGGAGGAAGGAGGAGCAGAGAGGAAGGAGGAGAACCAGGAGGAAGCAGGAGCAGAGAGGAGGGAGGAGAACCAGGAGGAAGGAGGAGCAGAGAGGAGGAAGGAGAACCAGGAGGACGGAGGAGCAGAGAGGAGGGAGGGGCAGCGCUGCUCUUCAUAUGAGCAGAACUGGAGAGCUGGUUCUCGGUGUCAGGCCAUUUCUUCAGGGAGAGGUCUGGUGUAUUCAGGCGUGGUUCUGUGGGUCAGAGGUCAGCGCUGCUGCGUUCGCUGCGACAGCUGUAACUGUGAUGAGGAACUGGACGUCUGCAGCCUGGUGAGACGCCGCAAAGCCCGUCGGGCCAAGCGCGCCAGCAGACGGAGGCCGACCGUCAUCAUCAACUCUGACUUGAAGAGGAAGAGGAGGGAGAACCAGGAGGAAGGAGGAGCAGAGAGGAGGAGGGAGAAGAACCAGGAGGAAGGAGGAGCAGAGAGGAGGGAGGAGAACCAGGAGGAGCAGAGAGGAGGGAGGAGAACCAGGAGGAAGGAGGAGCAGAGAGGAGGGAGGAGAACCAGGAGGGAGGAGAACCAGGAGGAGCAGAGAGGAGGGAGGAGAACCAGGAGGAGCAGAGAGGAGGGAGGAGAACCAGGAGGAAGUAGCAGUGGAAUGAGGAGCUGAAAGGCUUUCAUAGAUAAAGUUUCCUGUUCAAAUGUUUCUUUGAAAUUAAAGUUGGGACAGAAUUCCGUCUCUGAAGUUAUUACAGCAGUGAAAUGUCUUGUUUGAAGUGAAAUUCUUUGACAGUCUGAAAACUUAGUAACUUUUUUGUCUUUCAGUUUUUUUGCUUGGGAGCCAGACAGAAUUAUGCGAAGAGACUAAGCUGUAACGUCCUUCAUCCAAAGUAGCAUUUGUACAUUUUUUGUAUCUUUAAAGACCUUUAUUUGUUGUUGGAUGUUUCAGCAGUCUGUGUGUAGAAACACUGUUUACUUUGUGUUGACGCUGCUGACAAAAACAGCAUCAACCAGCACCAAAACACAACAUAUGCUGGUCUUUCUAGUGACUGUUCACCACCAAGACCAGCAUAUGUUGUGUUUUGGUGCUGGUUUUAGAGCUGAUCUCUGCUAGUUUUUUCAGCAGGGGAGAGUUUCAGGGUAGUUCUAUGAAUCUGAACUUUCCAAUUAGAAAUGAAACAAACAAGUGUUUUAUUAUUAAACGGAAAGAUGGAUCCUAAAAUCUGUUGUCAACUUGAAAAUAAUUAAAGAAUGAAGAUGUUUUCUCUC